GUUUUCAUCUGUUACGAUGACCAAACGAGCCCCAAGUUAUGGCACGAGGAGCUGAAACUCCGCAACAAGAGCCAACUGGACCACAAAUUUUACUUGCGUUACCCAAGCUUCCAAGAUGUUCACACCAUGAUCUUUGUUGGCUUUGGAUUUCUGAUGACCUUUCUGAAACGGUACAGCUUUGGCAGCGUGGCCUUCAAUUUCCUGAUCGCUGCCUUUGCCAUCCAGUGGUCUAUCCUCAUCCAGGGCUUUUUCCACUCUUUUCACCAUGGCAAGAUCUAUAUUGGAAUAGAAAGCAUGAUCAAUGCUGAUUUCUGUGCCGGAGCCAUCCUCAUCUCCUUUGGAGCUGUUCUUGGGAAGACGAGUCCUGUCCAGCUGCUGCUCAUGACCUGGCUGGAGGUCCUUCUCUUCGCCGUUAAUGAAUACAUCCUGCUUAACCUCCUUGGGGCUAAAGACACAGGAGGCUCCAUGACCAUACACACCUUUGGGGCCUACUUUGGACUGAUGGCAUCCCGGGUUCUUUAUCGGCCUCACCUGGACAAGAGCAAAGAAAGGGAAGGCUCCACAUACCAUUCGGAUCUCUUUGCUAUGGUUGGAACAAUCUUCCUGUGGCUUUUCUGGCCAAGCUUCAACUCUGCCAUCACAGCACAUGGAGAUGACCAGCAACGGACGGUGAUGAACACCUACCUCUCCCUUACCGGGAGCACCCUUGCCACCUUUGCCACCUCAGCCCUUGUGAAUAGAGGAGGCAAGCUGGACAUGGUUCACAUUCAGAAUGCAGCUCUGGCCGGCGGGGUGGUCGUUGGGACCUCUGGAGAGAUGAUGUUGACUCCAUUUGGGGCCAUGAUCGCCGGAGUCCUAGCAGGCUUCGUCUCUACACUCGGCUUUAAAUUCCUUACGCCCAUUCUGGCCUCCAGGCUGAAAAUCCAGGACACGUGUGGCGUCCACAACCUCCACGGGUUGCCAGGGAUCCUUGGCGCCCUUCUUGGGGUUCUGGUUGCAGCUCUGGCAACUCACGAUACCUAUGGCGAAGGGUGA
Molecule: messenger RNA, 1035 nt
Organism: Euleptes europaea (tarantolino)
Lineage: Eukaryota; Metazoa; Chordata; Lepidosauria; Squamata; Sphaerodactylidae
Gene: RHBG
Product: Rh family B glycoprotein
Exons: 7
Coding region: 127-1035 (302 amino acids)
Biological process (GO): ammonium transmembrane transport; ammonium homeostasis
Cellular component (GO): plasma membrane
Molecular function (GO): ammonium channel activity
Source: RefSeq, a predicted model, not a curated record